AAUCAACAUGCAUGCUUACUCAAAUCGAAUAAAAAAACUUCUUCACUCCGACCAAAAGACGAGUUGAACUUAGUCGGCCCAACAUAACUUUGACUGCUCUAGACAUGAAAGGCACAAAGUAUAGGUCAUGAGGAUAAAGAUGUUGAGUUAGGGAGGGAUAGAAUUUCUUUUUUAAAUGAAAUAAAUAAGAAAAACGUCACACCAUCUUAUUUAUUCCGAGAUUUAUGUAUGAUACUUUUUUCGAGAUUUAUAUAACUGAAAAAGAAGAAGAUUUUUGUGCACAACACUUUUUGUACCACACAUAAAUGUUUAAUAGUACAUGUUCUUUAAUAUUGAAGUGUCUAAUAAAAAAUUGGGUCUGAAUUCUCGGAACAAGUUUAAGGCUAUUGAUGAGUAGAUUCAUUACAAAAAUUAUUUUUAAAAGAAAAAAAAAAUCUCAAAGCCCUUAUAUAUAUCCAAUCUUGCAAGCUAAGCUCAAAAGACAUACUACCAUUAUGAUGACGAGCUUUUGUAAUAAAAAAGUCCACCCUUUCUUGUGUGUAUCAAAUUCCAAAGACAAUGGAACCCUGAUGGACCUUUCCACCCCCCGUAUAAAUAUUCUCACAACCCCAUCAAUCGGCGGCGACAUCUCUGCAGUUGACACUCAAAAGCCUACCAGUUACGUCGACUCCGGCCACAUGACACCGCCAGCUGCUGUGGCGAAGAAAGAUCCCGGCGGAAUUGGGUUCUUAGAUGAAGUCGGCGGGAGUGUUGAUGGACUAAUGUCAUGUACAGAGAGUCUUGGUUUUGAGAGUUCUGAUGAGAGGACAGUAGAUGAUCAAAUUGAUCAUAUCGAAGAACUAGGUUUGUUUGCUAGGAAAUCAAAUAAUUGUACUAGUAAUAUGUCUGGGACUAAUUCAAGGUGCUGGCAAAGAAGUAGUAAUUUUGGGGAGAAGAAAGAGAAGAAGGAGUUUCCGCCGCCAUUAUCGUCGUUGAGCCAAGAUGGAAAGCCCAAUUUCUUCAUGCGUGCGGUGAGGAAAGAUGGACGGUUAGAAUUGACCGAGGUGAAAAUUGAUCGGCCUGAAACUCUCCGUGCUUCCCGCCAAGAUGGACGGUUGAGAUUGCAUUUUAUUCGCAACCUCGAAGAAGAAGACGAAAAUUACUAUUUUCCCGCGGAAACAGAGGAACGUCUAGACGAUGAAGAGGAAGUAAUUGAAACAGAUGAAGAAAAUGAUGAUGAAGAGGAAGAAGAAGAUGUUGCGGAGUGGAAGUUUCCGGUGACACGUGGAGGAAGUAGAGAUUGUCAUCGGAGAUGCUACGGCAGACACCAUGAUAAUCUACAUGUAUGGAGGCAACGCUGUGUAACAACUAGGUGAAUUAUAAUAAUUAAAUGAGAAAUUGGACAUUAGUUUUAUUUAAAUUAAAUGCAGUAGGGACCAAGACGACAUGGCCAUCCAUGUGAAUCCGUUUACAGUACUCUGCCAUUUCAGGGGAAUCUAAGAAAUUGUAAAAAUGAGGACCCAAUGAAGUUUGGAAAUAAGAAGCUGCAGGCAGUGAAAUUAAGGGCCUCGAAUUGCUAGGAGUUGGGGAAAUAAAUAAAAAAAAGCAUUGGGAUUCUGUAUUGCUGCAACAGAGCAGUAAAUUGUGUGAUGUGUCGACUGAGGAGUAUCAGGGGAGGGAGGGGACAGAGAAGAGAAUAAUCAGUUACCUAAAUUUUCUGAAAACAAAUUACAGUACCUACGUGACAGACAAAACCAAGAAUUAUUUUUGGUUAAGAAUACUAAAUUUGGAACUUUCAGUUGAAGCACAAGUUGUACUUGUACCAUAAACAGUAAUGAACGUACUAAUACGUAUUUGUUUUAUUUGUUAAAAGUUACUAAUUA
Messenger RNA from Capsicum annuum, 1862 nucleotides. RefSeq lists its product as uncharacterized. NCBI's taxonomy places the organism in Eukaryota, Viridiplantae, Streptophyta, Magnoliopsida, Solanales, Solanaceae. The transcript has a single exon. The coding region runs from base 390 to 1355 and encodes 321 amino acids. The record is from RefSeq and is a predicted model, not a curated record.